Messenger RNA from Nicotiana attenuata, 1203 nucleotides. RefSeq lists its product as uncharacterized. Gene Ontology annotation, cellular component: nucleus. The transcript is spliced from 9 exons. Gene Ontology annotation, biological process: DNA recombination; DNA repair; DNA replication. NCBI's taxonomy places the organism in Eukaryota, Viridiplantae, Streptophyta, Magnoliopsida, Solanales, Solanaceae. Gene Ontology annotation, molecular function: DNA binding. The coding region runs from base 1 to 1203 and encodes 400 amino acids. The record is from RefSeq and is a predicted model, not a curated record.
AUGGCGAACUUUAUCGUUUGUCAAAAUAAAGAGAAGUUCAAAACCACAAAACAUAACUUAAGGCUCACAUUUACUCAACAGACAACAGUGGUUGAAACAUCUGAUCAACUUUUCCCAAUGAAUAUCUUCGUUUUGCGGCCAUAUGAUCAAUUGAUAAAUAAGAUUGAUGUGGACGAGACUGAAUUAUUCAAUGUGAUUGGAGAAAUCGUCGGUUUUAGUGAGGUAAAAACGCACAUACAAGCUGGAGUUUCUAGGAAGUUUAUGAAUGUCGAACUAGAAGAUGAUGAGAGGAACAAGUUGUCUGCUACAUUCUGGGGCGAAUUUGUUGAUGAAAUUGUACCUCACCUGCUAAGUUCUAACGAUCAACCUAUGGUUGUUGUUAUUUUACUUUCUGUUCGAGAUAAUUACUCUGAAAGAUUGACUCAAACUAUCUCUCAACAAAGUUACUCCGUCUCGGAUGAAUUGUCAAAAGGCGUUGUUCAAGUUAAAACAAUUGGCGAAUUAGUGGAGUCCAUGGAAGAAGGUCCCUGUUGGAUUGUUGCAAAUAUUGAAAAUUUAGAACUUCAAAGAGGGUGGUCAUAUAUCAGCUGCAAAAAGUGUCAAAAGAAGGUCGAUAAACUGGGAAACAUUUAUUCUUGUACAAACCCAAAAUGUAAAAAUGAAGAUUACUCAGCUGUGAAUAGGUACAGGCUUCGGGUUAGGGUCAUGGAUACUACUGCAUCUGUUUCACUAUUGCUCUGGGACCGCGAAGCCAUAUUUCUCAUAGGCAAGUCUGCAAAUGAAUUGAAGGAUGGAUUACUUGAGAAUACUGGCGGUGUUGAUAAGCCUUCCUAUCCAAUGGAGUUGAAUAAUAUUCUUCAGAGAAAAUUCAUGUUUAAGGUUAUUGUCAAGAGCUCGAACCUUCGUUUGCAAGAUGAAGUUUAUAGUGUUGUUAAGCUUACCGAUGAUGACCACCUUAUACAAAAAUAUAGUCCUGCUCCACCUUCAGAUGCCUUCACCGACCCUGACUUCAAUACUGAUCAAGGCGUAGAUGGGGAGAAUGAAUUCGAGGGCUCUACUGAAGAUAAUGAGUUGAUCGAUAUUGCAAACACACCUGCCAAGAUAGGUAUACCUAAUGCCGCAACAGUGGUUGAAGAAGAUCCGAAUGCACAGUUGUCUGGAAAUAAGAUCAAGAGAGUGUUUAAGAAGAAGAAAACAACAUAA